Messenger RNA from Alnus glutinosa, 1575 nucleotides. Its product is annotated as protein NUCLEAR FUSION DEFECTIVE 4-like. Gene Ontology annotation, cellular component: membrane. Bases 1 to 1575 code for a protein of 524 amino acids. NCBI's taxonomy places the organism in Eukaryota, Viridiplantae, Streptophyta, Magnoliopsida, Fagales, Betulaceae. The transcript has 3 exons. The record is from RefSeq and is a predicted model, not a curated record.
AUGUCUUCCGGCCUUCUUCUAUGGCUUAGCCUUGAUUCGAUCAUUUGGCUUCAGUCAUUGAAUGGGACAAACACCAAUUUCUCUUCCUACUCGUCUCAACUCAAGCAGCAGCUCUCUAUUUCCCAAUUACAACUCAACAACCUUGCCUUCGCCUCUGAUGCCGGAAAACUCUUGGGUUUCUUGUCUGGGAUUGCUGCUUCAGGUUAUAUACCCCUUUGGGUUGUCCUCCUAUUUGGAUCUUUUCUGGGGUUUAUUGGUUAUGGAUUGCAAUAUCUCUUCUUAGCAAACCACCUUAAGCUAUCAUACGUGGAUAUCUGUGUUCUCAAUGUUAUUGCAGGCAAUAGCAUCUGUUGGAUCAACACUGUCUGUUAUGCCGUCGUCAUACGAAACUUUCCGUCUGAUCUCCAGGUGGCCGUGGGGAUAACAACUAGCUACCAAGGAUUAAGCGCAAAGAUCUACACAGAUAUUGUUCAUGCUGUUUUUUCCUCUGAACCACAUGAAACAGCUAAAGCCUAUCUACUUCUCAACUCUAUCUCGCCUGUAAUAGUUAGUUUUAUAGCUGCACUACAAUUGGAAAAAAUUGAUGUUGGAAGUCCUAGAAGCAAGAAAUUUGGGUUCAUUCUUCUGUUUGUGAUUGCAUCAGUGACUGGAAUCUAUUCGGUGAUGAGCAGUUUUGGUUUGAUAUCAAGUAAAAUAUCGCCUUUGGGCGGUGCCAUUUUUAAUGCAGUGCUCCUGUUGGUCCCGUUAAUAGUUCCAAUUAUAGAACGUAAACUGAUUAUCGGAGAUGUCGGAAAGACGGAUCAAGGCACAGGCCCAAGAUCUAGUGUGUGUGAUUCUGCUAGUUUAGAUGAAGAGAGUGGUUGCAGUGUGGAUAGAACGGAGAACGGGCUGAAGGAGGGGGCUUUUUGGUUAUUUUUUUCCGGAGUGAAGUUAUUGCUACAGAUGUUGGAUUUUUGGUUGUUUUUUUUCGUGUAUCUUUUCGGGGCAACGGUGGGCAUGGUGUUUUUGAACAACUUGGGACAAAUAGCAGAAUCCCGGGGGUACUCUGGAACAACUCAUGAUUUCGUGUCUUUGUGUUCUUCGUUUCUGUUCUUUGGCCGUCUCAUCCCAUCCCUUAUGGACUACUGCUUCUCGAGGAGUAAGAAUAUCAUGAUUCAUUCAGGACCAGCGUCAUUGGUACUAUAUAUGCCUUUAAUUUCAGGAGCUUUCUUCUUUCUUCUCCUGGAUAAAAAAAUGGCUUUGUACAUCAGCUCUGGCAUUAUAGGAGCAUCUACUGGAGCAAUUACUUCUGUUGCUGUGACCAUCACCAAAGAGUUGUUCGGGACGAAGGGAUUUGCUACGAAUUAUAAUCUGUUAAUUGCCAAUAUUCCACUGGGAUCCUUCGCUUUUGGUUACGGGGCUGCUAGUCUUUACCGCAAGGAAGGAAAGGGUGCAUGCAUGGGAAUGGAGUGCUACAGAACCAGUUUCAUCAUUUGGGGUUCGCUGUGUACCGUUGGAACUUUCCUUGCUUUAAUACUCUUUGCUCGAACAAGAGAGUUUUAUUCAAAGAAGUUGCAGAAUCUGAAUUCUCAGUAG